ACACUUUCCGGAGAAAACGUUUUCAUCUUCAAGAAGCUUCCAAGCUCCGAUAAUCCAAUCAAUUCUAAUCUCCACUAUUCAGUACUCCCCACACCUUGUAACUUUUCUAGCUUCGUCUUCCUCUGCGUAUGGACAUAUAACCAAUUAGCCAUUCGUCCUUGCUCGUUCUUUCCUUCCAUCUCUCCUCCCAAUGGCUAACGCAAUCUUUAGAACCCCUGCCUUCUUCGUGCCUCUGUCUGAUCUAAGCACCACAUCCUUGGAAACCCCGAGAUUCUUACGUUUUUCUUCUAAACAGAGAAGUAGAAGACUUGUCCAACCAAACAUUUCUCGUUUCUCCAAUAAAUUAUCACUUCAUUUUCCAAAAUUGCUACCUUUUGCUGCCUCUGGAGAAGCUACGGAGACCGACCAAUUUGAAGAAAUUGAAACAGAGUUCUUGUAUUGGGGGCUAUCGCUUGUUGUAAUUGUAAAAUCUCUGGAUUGCAAGCAUGAGAACUUGAGUUCUAGUUGGAGGACGGCAACUUUGUGUGAAAAAAAUGCAAAGGAAAACUUCGAUGAUGAAGUUCUGGUUGAGAAUGGUGCAAGCGAUGGUGGCAUCACUGCUGAAGAAAAACCAACAUCAGCCAUUUUGCCAUUGUUAGAAACAUAUAAAGAAGCUUUGGUAGGUAAUGAUGAACCCAAGGUUGCAGAAAUAGAAGCCUUGCUUCAAUCCAUUGAAGACGAGAAAAUAUCUCUUGCAAACAAAGUAGCCACUUUGUCUGAAGAGAUGUCUAUGGAGAAAGAUCGAAUUCUUAGGAUCAGUGCUGACUUUGAUAAUUUUCGGAAGAGGACGGAGAGAGAACGACUUUCCUUGGUGACAAAUGCGCAAGGAGAAGUUGUGGAGAGUCUUUUGCCUGUUUUGGAUAACUUUGAGCGAGCAAAAUCCCAAAUCAAGGUGGAGACUGAGGGAGAGGAAAAGAUCAACAACAGCUACCAAAGCAUAUGUAAACAAUUCAUCGAGAUUCUGGGAUCAUUAGGUGUUGUUCCUGUGGAGACAGUAGGAAACAAUUUUGAUCCAUUGCUGCAUGAAGCAAUAAUGCGUGAAGAUUCUACAGAGUUUGAAGAAGGUAUUAUAAUUCAAGAAUUCCGAAAGGGCUUCAAACUAGGAGACAGGCUCUUGCGUCCUUCAAUGGUGAAGGUUUCAGCUGGCCCAGGCCCAGCAAAGCCUCAAGAAGGGCCAUUGGAGGAUGAUGAUGGUAGCAGUGAAAGAACAGAGGAAGGCAGAAUGCAAGGAGAAUCUGAUCAAUGAUUCUUGGUGACUCAAGUCUUAGAUUCAGUUACUAAAAAGAAAUUUUUUAUAUUCAAUUUUGUAAAAGCAGUUAUUUAAGGUUUUUGUUGGUAAGAACUGCAUAUUGGAUGCUGUCCUGCAGUAGGUCUUUUAUCUCCGAGAAAAGAAUAGAUUGAUUAGAGGAAUGCACUUGGGCGGAACAUUUCUCUUCCUUUUUUCUUUCACUUUAAUUAAUAUGAUCGAUCUUUUCUUCUGUUGAA
Molecule: messenger RNA, 1524 nt
Organism: Nelumbo nucifera (sacred lotus)
Lineage: Eukaryota; Viridiplantae; Streptophyta; Magnoliopsida; Proteales; Nelumbonaceae
Source: RefSeq, a predicted model, not a curated record